GAGUGAGAGACUGAGAGAGGAUCUAGAAGAAAUGGAAUUUCCUUUCAGAGAAAAGGGGGAUAAGGGAUAGGCGUUUUAGAUUUAUCCACAUUUGGAGAGAGAGAGAGUGAACUCUUCUCUUGUCACAAUCGUUUAGUGUACGUGGUAGGAUCAGCUUUUGAAUCUUAGACUCCUGAAAAGCAAUGGCUCAUUCUGGGGUUCCCAAGGAUGGAGGGGAGUUGAGAAUUCAUGAAAAUGUGGAUGAGCUUGCCACCGAUUUGGCUGACUACAUAGCUGAAUUAUCUGAGAUAUCAGUGAAAGAGAGGGGGUUCUUUGCCAUUGCCUUAUCCGGGGGUUCUCUCAUCAGCUUGAUGGGGAAACUAUGCGAAGCUCCUUAUAACAAGACAGUAGACUGGGCAAAAUGGUAUAUAUUUUGGGCUGAUGAGCGUGUAGUGGCAAAGAAUCAUGUAGAUAGUAAUUAUAAACUAGCGAAGGAUGGGCUUUUGUCCAAGGUUCCAGUUGUCCCUGGUCAUGUAUACUCUAUCAACGAUUCCUUGUCAGCUGAGGAGGCUGCUAAUGAAUAUGAGUUUGUCCUCAGGCAGCUAGUGAAGACCCGCACAGUUGCUGUGUCUGAGAUCAGUGACUGUCCCAAGUUUGACGUCAUCCUUCUUGGGAUGGGCCCGGACGGGCAUGUUGCCUCGCUCUUCCCAAACCACAUGGCACUUAAUGAGAAAGAUGAAUGGGUCACCUUUAUCACUGAUUCCCCCAAGCCCCCACCUGAGAGGAUUACCUUCACUUUGCCUGUGAUCAAUUCAGCCUCCAAUGUGGCGGUGGUGGUGACGGGUGCAAACAAGGCAGAGGCUGUACACUUGGCAAUUGAUAAUAUGGGGCCUGAGUGCCCCAUGCUGCCAGCCCGAAUGGUCUGCCCAACCAAUGGGAAGUUGGUGUGGUUUUUGGACAGGGCAUCUGCCUCUAAACUAGAGGAUUCUCAGUGCACAAAAUAGGGCCCAGCCUGAUGCUCUGUGUUUGUGUAUGUUGUAGAGGAAUUUGCUGCUAGUUGUUUUUUCUGUCUU
Telopea speciosissima is the source of this 1052-nucleotide messenger RNA. Its product is annotated as probable 6-phosphogluconolactonase 2. The transcript has 4 exons. The record is from RefSeq and is a predicted model, not a curated record. Lineage: Eukaryota; Viridiplantae; Streptophyta; Magnoliopsida; Proteales; Proteaceae. Bases 183 to 983 code for a protein of 266 amino acids. Gene Ontology annotation, molecular function: 6-phosphogluconolactonase activity. Gene Ontology annotation, biological process: carbohydrate metabolic process; pentose-phosphate shunt.